This is a messenger RNA of Pieris rapae (cabbage white), 530 nucleotides long. RefSeq lists its product as uncharacterized. Lineage: Eukaryota; Metazoa; Arthropoda; Insecta; Lepidoptera; Pieridae. The transcript has 4 exons. Bases 51 to 530 code for a protein of 159 amino acids. The record is from RefSeq and is a predicted model, not a curated record.
UCCUCUGGAAGACACUUCAGUUAUCCAAUAGAUUAAUCUCUGAACUCCAAAUGUCUCCUAUUCUCUACCUCCUACUAGUAAGUGCUGGUUGUAUGGCCCACUACAGAGGCUACCAGGGCCGUAAUCUCAUUGAAAAGGAGGAACAUCACCCGAACGAAGGAAUUCUGGUAGAAUGUCCCGUAUGUUAUAACGCCCCAUGGCAGUUUAAUCCGGACAAUGGAAACCCUAAAUGCAAUAUUACGAUCGGCACUCAGAGGUAUAAAAAAUGUGACCGAGGUUCAUACUUCAACGAAGUCUGUGGCCGCCGAGACUGUUACAGGGGUCCCGGUGAACCAUGCACUGAGAAAAUGGAGGAAGACGAAUAUGGAGCAAAAUGCGCAUUUGGUUACGACUGUGAUUUCUCAUACCACGUCUGCACUGGCAUAGGCUUUUCAAUUAGCAUUCAUGACCGUCUGUCAUUUCCGCGAUUGUAUCCAUUGCGGCCUCUAAACGAGGGAGAAAAUCAAGCAAAAUCUAUGUUACUAACUUAA